This is a messenger RNA of Archocentrus centrarchus (flier cichlid), 2388 nucleotides long. It is a transcript of the gene irx6a, whose product is annotated as iroquois homeobox 6a. The record is from RefSeq and is a predicted model, not a curated record. Gene Ontology annotation, molecular function: DNA-binding transcription factor activity, RNA polymerase II-specific; RNA polymerase II cis-regulatory region sequence-specific DNA binding. Gene Ontology annotation, biological process: cell development; regulation of transcription by RNA polymerase II; neuron differentiation. Gene Ontology annotation, cellular component: nucleus. Bases 286 to 1815 code for a protein of 509 amino acids. NCBI's taxonomy places the organism in Eukaryota, Metazoa, Chordata, Actinopteri, Cichliformes, Cichlidae. The transcript is spliced from 7 exons.
GCAGAGUCCAUAUCUUGGAAGACUUACGUUAUCCUUUAAGCCUCCUUCAGCUAACACAACAACAAUUUUUUUGCACUUAAUGACGCUUAAUUUCAUUUCUUAUUGGGUCCUUGGGGGGAUUAUUCAUUCAUAUAAAACAAUCUGCAGCUGGUGUCAGCCUAAAGUCUCCCUCCUAUGAGUGAAGUCAUCUAUUAUUGAGCGAAAGGCCGUGCGUGGAAAUGUGUGUAAGACGGUGGAUUUGAAGUAGAAUUGGUUGCAAUCGAUCAAGGGUGAAGAAUAUUCCUGAUGGUAACAAAAGAAGCAGCUAUGUCUUUCUCGCAAUUUGGAUACCCUUACAAUGCAACUUCACAGUUUUUCGUGUCGGCAAACCCCAGUACGACUUGCUGCGAUUCGAUUUCCAGGUCGGUCUCUGACGGGACAGGCACCUCCCAGACCGCCGCUGCCGCCGCCGCUGCCUCCUUUUGCUGCCCGUCCUACGAGAACCGGCUCUUGGCAAGCAGCCGGACGGAGCUGAACGCAGCGCUGGGGAUGUACAGCUCUCCCUACGCCGCAGCGGCUGCAGCCAGCCAGAAUUACGCCAACUACUUCCCCUACAGCACCGAUCCAUCCGCUAUCUACUCCACUCUGAAUCCACAGUAUGACAUUAAGGACAGCACAGGCACUUUACACUCUGGCAUUACUCAAACCACUGCAUACUAUCCUUAUGAUCACUCGCUGGGACAGUAUCAAUACGACAGAUACGGGACAGUAGAUUUUAAUGGCACAGCCAGAAGAAAGAAUGCUACACGUGAAACCACCAGCACCCUGAAAACAUGGUUGUAUGAGCACCGCAAAAACCCCUAUCCCACCAAGGGGGAGAAGAUCAUGUUGGCAAUCAUCACCAAAAUGACACUCACUCAAGUAUCCACCUGGUUUGCCAAUGCCAGGAGGAGGCUUAAAAAGGAAAACAAGAUGACCUGGUCGCCAAAGAAUAAGGCCAAUGAUGGAAAGGACGACCUUAACAAGAGUGAGCAAGAUGGUGUCACCAAAGAUUCUAAUGAUUGCAAGGAGGAGAAGGAUUUGCAUCUGAGUGAUUUGGAGGACAUGGAUGAGGAUGAUUGUGACAAGCUGGACAGUGACUGUGAAAAGGUGGCAUCAGAUGAGCAUGAGCUUCAGCGGACCAUGGCAGGAUCAGGAGCUCCUCAAAAAAGAGACUGCACCUCUGAGCUGCACCUGAGUUUAACCAACAGCUUUCACUCUUUUCCUUGUGCCAUCAAGAAUGUCACCACACUUCCUCCUCUCCCGACUGACUUCCUGGAUCCUGUGGUGUCCAAAGCACCCUCCUCAGGUGGCCCAGCCACGGGAACUGUGUCCCUGUCUCACUAUGAAGCUUCAGAUAAGCCACGGAUUUGGUCUCUGGCUCGGACGGCAGCUUCAGGGGUCAUUUUGAGCUCUCAGCAGCACGGCUCUGAGCUGAGGACAGGCAAUUCAACCGGGGACUGCCAGCUACAGAGCACCAGACUUAUAGGGGCUCCCACUGGACAGUGUGGAGGCAUUAGAGGCCUUCAUGAAUCUAACAGUGUCACCAGUGUUGAGAGCCCCUUUCCCGAGGGCUCAUCCUUGCACUCAAAGGUCUAUGGCACUAGUAGCUAUGGUCCCAAGGGCCUCCAACUUCACUGUUCAUCCUAUGCUGCACUCCCAGACACAUGUCAGUACUCCACCAUUGAAGGAUUCUCCAGUGGCAAGGCAGAGACACAGUCAUCUGACCUCAGUGAAACCUGUGGGACUGUGCAGGAUGACAAGGUCACUGCAUUCAGACCAGUGAUGAAGAGGUGAAGCAGGUCGCUGGAGAUAUACCAGAAUAACUAAUGGGACAUUUAUUAUGCACUAAAUGACACACCGGCCAACUAGCGGCCUCAGUAUGACACAUGGGAACUACCUGGCGCUGCUGCAGUGUGAGCUGUCAAACUGUGGACGUGGCUAUCAUUUUGCACAUUGUUUUUAUGGUGUUAAAGACUUUAUGCAAAAAUCUAGAUGCAAAUGUGUGACUGGCCGAAUAAAAACGGCCGGAUUUGUGUAUGGCAAUUGUGUAGUGUAGCAAACUUAUUUAUUUCUUUACGUAUUUAUUAUUUUAUGUCGUCUUUUGGGUUAUUGUUUAACGUGUUUAUUGUUAAUUGGUUGAAUUUGUAUCUCUUUUAAAUAUUUCGUUACACGUUUUUUUGUUUGGUUUUUUUUUUUUUUUUCGUUUUCUGUGGCUUUGUGUCAUUUUGUCAGGUGUAAAAGAGAAAUGCUUCUCGGACUCAAAGCUGGCGAUAAAGGAUUGGAUCCGCUGUGGACUUGGAAAUAUGUUUUGUCCCUGUGUUAAACUGUGAGCUUCUCCUGUGUUUGCCAUUCAUGACAUCUUUUCUA